AUGAAGGGCAUGAUCUUCAUCGAAGCGAUCAACACAGUGGAACGUGGGGACACUCCUCCCCCUACACCUGCAUCAGGCACAGAUCCUAAUGCCACCAUAAUCAGGAAUGUCAUGAACGAGAUCGAGAAGAGGACGUGUGUUCGCUUUGUUAAACGGACCGACCAGAAAGACUAUGUCCACCUUGUGUCCAGGCAAGGGUGCUACUCGUACCUCGGUCGCAAUGGCGGUGAGCAACCGUUGUCCUUGGGCCGCGGCUGCCUCUUCAACGGCAGUGUGACGCACGAGCUCCUGCACGCGGUUGGCUUCUUCCACGAGCACUCACGCCCCGACAGGGACGACUACAUCGACGUCUUCCCAGAAAAUAUUAUAGAGGCGUUCCUGCCAAACUUCAAGAAGAUAGCGCCUCGUCACAUCCGCUUGCUGACAGCAUUCGACUUCGACUCGGUUAUGCUGUAUGGCUCGGAUUCUUUUUCCCGUGGUAACGGCCUCCCCUCCAUGCUGGCGAAGAAUGGCGACAGGCUCAUCGCUGUCUAUAAGAAAGACGGGCUAAGCAGUCAGGAUGUUAUUCGCAUAAACACCCUGUACAAUUGUACACAAGGAUAA
This is a messenger RNA of Dermacentor andersoni, 603 nucleotides long. RefSeq names its product high choriolytic enzyme 1-like. Lineage: Eukaryota; Metazoa; Arthropoda; Arachnida; Ixodida; Ixodidae. Gene Ontology annotation, biological process: proteolysis. The record is from RefSeq and is a predicted model, not a curated record. Gene Ontology annotation, molecular function: metalloendopeptidase activity; zinc ion binding.